AAUGAGAUCAUACAUAUAGAUAUCACUAGAUAAGAGGAUUAUUUCUCUCGAAUUACCUCCCAUCCUAUAUAUUCUGAACCCCAACUAGCUUCACCUUCAUCACAACCAACUUCAACAAUAUUUCAAACACUCAUCACUUUUCUCUUGAUAUAAACACCAUGGCAGCUGCUACAAUGGCUCUUUCAUCCCCUUCUUUUGCCGGACAGGCAGUCAAACUCUCACCAUCUGCCUCAGAAAUCACGGGAAAUGGAAGGAUCACUAUGAGAAAGGCUGUCUCCAAGUCUGCCCCAUCUAGCAGCCCAUGGUAUGGCCCUGACCGUGUUAAGUACUUGGGCCCAUUCUCUGGUGAGUCCCCAAGCUACUUGACCGGUGAAUUCCCUGGUGACUACGGGUGGGACACUGCUGGGCUUUCAGCAGAUCCAGAAACCUUUGCCAAGAACCGUGAACUUGAGGUGAUCCACUGCAGAUGGGCUAUGCUUGGUGCUCUUGGAUGUGUCUUCCCAGAGCUCUUGGCCCGUAACGGUGUCAAGUUUGGUGAGGCUGUGUGGUUCAAGGCCGGAUCCCAGAUCUUCAGUGAGGGUGGACUUGACUAUUUGGGAAACCCAAGCUUGGUCCAUGCACAGAGCAUCUUGGCCAUCUGGGCUUGCCAAGUUGUGUUGAUGGGAGCCGUUGAAGGUUACCGUAUUGCUGGUGGACCUCUUGGUGAGGUCGUCGACCCACUAUACCCUGGUGGCAGCUUUGACCCAUUAGGCCUUGCUGAAGACCCAGAGGCAUUUGCUGAGCUCAAGGUAAAGGAGAUCAAAAACGGCAGACUUGCUAUGUUCUCUAUGUUUGGAUUCUUUGUUCAGGCCAUUGUUACCGGAAAGGGUCCAUUGGAGAACCUCGCUGACCACCUUGCUGAUCCAGUUAACAACAAUGCCUGGGCUUACGCCACAAACUUUGUUCCCGGAAAAUGAAAAUCUUUAAACAUUCUCAAGUUUCUUAUCGUCUGAUGACAUUGUAAAGCUGCGGUGUGCUACCUGACAAUAUAAUGAAAUUUUGAUUGUGUUUGAA
Molecule: messenger RNA, 1053 nt
Organism: Solanum dulcamara
Lineage: Eukaryota; Viridiplantae; Streptophyta; Magnoliopsida; Solanales; Solanaceae
Product: chlorophyll a-b binding protein 1C, chloroplastic-like
Exons: 1
Coding region: 159-956 (265 amino acids)
Biological process (GO): response to light stimulus; photosynthesis, light harvesting in photosystem I
Cellular component (GO): chloroplast envelope; chloroplast thylakoid membrane; plastoglobule
Source: RefSeq, a predicted model, not a curated record